This is a messenger RNA of Triplophysa dalaica, 2139 nucleotides long. It is a transcript of the gene zfand5b, whose product is annotated as zinc finger, AN1-type domain 5b. The transcript is spliced from 5 exons. The record is from RefSeq and is a predicted model, not a curated record. Lineage: Eukaryota; Metazoa; Chordata; Actinopteri; Cypriniformes; Nemacheilidae. Gene Ontology annotation, molecular function: zinc ion binding; DNA binding. Bases 151 to 795 code for a protein of 214 amino acids.
AUCAGACAGCAGCCAGAAAACAGACCGAAAUACACAUCAGCGGGCAAACGUCACAGGCCGCCGCCGCCGCCAAGGGUUUAUUUUUCUAUUGUCUCUUUAUUUUGGGAGCUUCUCUUUUUCAUACAUAAGGAUUUGCCUGAUUUCAGAGAGAUGGCCCAGGAGACAAACCAAAGUCCCGUGCCCAUGCUCUGCGCCACUGGCUGUGGUUUCUAUGGCAACCCUAGGACUAGUGGCAUGUGCUCGGUUUGCUACAAAGAGAACAUAACAAGACAAAACAAUGGAGGUGUCAGUCCUAUUAGCUCAAUGGUAGGUUCUAGCGGUGUAACUGGCAGUCCCACCUCCGAAGCCUCAGCCAUUCAGAUCAUUGAAGCAACGCUAAACAAUUCUUCAGCUGCUAGUGCCGAGUCGCCCAACAGCUCCUCUGGCGCUGCUCUUCCGGUUACACAACAGAUGACUGAGAUGAGCAUAUCCUGUGAAGACGAUGCGGCCUCUCCAAAAGUAGAACUUCCCGAACCAGUUGUUACUCAGCCAACUGCAUCCACUGCAUCUCCAAGUACAGCUGGUAGCGACGAAGCCAAGACGCCAGAGGCCACCAAACCCAAGAGGAACAGAUGUUUUAUGUGUCGCAAGAAGGUUGGCCUGACAGGGUUCGACUGCCGCUGUGGGAAUCUAUUCUGUGGACUUCAUCGUUACUCGGACAAACACAACUGCCCAUACGACUACAAGGCGGAGGCUGCAGCCAAGAUCCGCAAAGAGAAUCCUGUCGUUGUUGCCGACAAGAUUCAGAGAAUAUAAAUCUUGCACCUUGAUUUUGCGAGAGAUCGGAUAAAAGGACUCGCGCUUGACCUGUGAUUCUAAAGACUAGGUUUUUUUUAAUUGCAGUAUGGGAAAAGAAUCGUCUUUCUAAGCCAAUGCAUGAGUGAUCACUUCGUUUCCAUCGUUCUAUUUGAUUUCUGUGUUUCUUCACGAGCUAAAACAAAUAGUGAAAACAAAAAGAAUGUUUAAGGUAUCUUGCCAGAUCUGUUUCUUAGUGGGCGAGUUGCUGUAAAUUGGAGUCUGAUUGUUGUGUUGAAGGCUGACCGUCAUACAGUGUGAUCGUUGCUCAUUUCUUUGUGAUUGUGUCCCUUGAUACGGGACUCAAGACUGUUACCACUCUGCCCUGAGCGCCGUUGGAGCAACAGUGCAUGGCUGGCUCAUGUAGCAAAUGGACGCUCUUUACUCUGGGUUGAAACGCUCCCCAUCACGUCAGGCUUUCGACAUUUAUAAGUGACGUUUUCUGCUUGAGCAUUGAUCAUCAAUUAUCAGGCUGUUGGAAUGAUCUUUGUUCUUUCAACUAUGUGAAAAAAGUUUAAACCGUUGACAGACUAUGUGAAAAAUAUAUUAUCCCAUUCAGAUGGUUCAUGCAGCCAGACCAGAACGCUUGAUCAGUUUUGAGCAACUACUUCCAUGAUACAACUGUCUGUGUCAAGUAUGCCUGGGGUUAAACAUUGUGACCAUGUGAAACAAUGGCUUUGUUCCCCUACAAUCCUUUAAGUGAAAUAAAAUAGAUUUUUAUGUUCCAUACUUGCGUGUUGCGUUGUAAAGCACCAUUUUUUUAAAUGUGGUUUCUGUUCAAGAAGUUGGAUUUUUAAAUGGCUGUUUUGCAUGGUUAAUGAACGGAGUAUUUUAAAGUUGACUGUGUAUUUGAAGUCGGUUUAUUUUUUGCUCUAAUUCACUUCAUGUUUGGGUUUUUUGUGUGAAUCUCUUUUCAAUGGGUAUUGUAGAUUGAUUGUCACAUUCUUUAAAUACAGGUAAGAAAAAUGGUAUUGUUUUUGUCAUUUAAUCAGUCCCAUUAGUUUGCUUGAGUAUUGUGUGUUGGUGUGAAAAUGCAAGUAUGUAUACAAGCAGACUCUGUGAAUUUUUUUACAAGGCUCACUCCGUUUUCUGUUUUGGGUCUGGCUGCACAGUACUGUUUGUUUAGUUUUAGCGAGUUUACAUAGUAAAUUAACCAUCGGUUUUGAUUUUAGUUAUGCAAGUUUGUACAAACCAUCUUUAUUUAUUAUAUGUAUUGCACAUAUAAUCUUGUUACCCAACAUUACUGCGAAAUUGUAUCAUGUAAAUAAAAUUAUGUACAGAGAUAUUAAAAUGUGUUUUGUUUCA